Messenger RNA from Drosophila gunungcola (fruit fly), 1881 nucleotides. RefSeq lists its product as uncharacterized. The transcript is spliced from 4 exons. Gene Ontology annotation, biological process: regulation of transcription by RNA polymerase II. NCBI's taxonomy places the organism in Eukaryota, Metazoa, Arthropoda, Insecta, Diptera, Drosophilidae. Bases 349 to 1635 code for a protein of 428 amino acids. The record is from RefSeq and is a predicted model, not a curated record. Gene Ontology annotation, cellular component: nucleus; transcription regulator complex.
UUCUUUAUUUUUUUGCACAUUCUCCCUGUUCUCUCUUCUCGCCUGCAUUUUGUGUAUCUCAUCUCGUGUACGCUUUCGCUGCCUUUCCAAUCUCUUCGGCAUCGAGGCAGCAACAACAAACACAACGAAAAGCUGGCGUCGUCGUCGCCGUCAUCGUUUUCUCUAUUUUCCUCAAUCGCUGUGCCUUUUCAUUUUCAAUUCGCAUAUUUUUGCAAACUCUACUUUCAGUUAUUCGCCGAUAAUUGAUGUCAAAGGACGCAGUUUUGCUCCGCCGGCGUUCUCGUAGCCUUUUGGAAUAAGCUUCCCGGUGUGCACUACCAGUGUGGCCAGUUUAGUGCCAGUGUGACCAUGCCCAAGGAGGAUCCGUUUGUGAAUCGUGCCCAGCUUUUGAAGGCGAUCAAGAAAUACCCGGAGAUCUGGGACUCCAACAACAAGCUGCAUAUGUGCCGCAGUGUCACAUCGCCCAUGUGGACGGAGAUCGCAGAGCAGUUUGGCGGUCACGUGCCGACAGUUAAACUUCAAUCGAUCUGGAGCCAGAUGAAGUACCACUACCACAAUUUGGUCCACCGGCAGAUCCUGCACAAAGAUCGCUUCAACACCAAGUGGGAGCACUUCGAGCCCAUGUCCUUCAUGUACAACAUAACGGUGGCCAAGAUCGUGGGUGCCCAGUCGAGCGGUGGUGGGUGUGGUGCCUCCCCCGAUGACCCGCCCACUGCAUCUGAGAUGCCGUCCGCUGGAGAGGAACCCGCUGCUUCAGCGCCGCCACCCCCUUUGCCCAGCGCAUCCCAUGGACGUGGACGUCCCAGCGGCAGUUUUAGCUGGCUACAAAGCGCUGCCACACCCACCGCCCCGCAACUGCCACAUCUCAUUGCUCAGCCGACCCAUGGACAAGGUCAUGGAAUGACCUAUACCGCUUUCACGGGCUUGGUCCCACCGCCGGCUGCAGUGACGUUGGAGACGGUGGCCACGCCUCCGCGGAAAUUGGGGCGCCCUAGUUCGUUGCAUAAUAGUAUGCGCGGGCGUAUCAUCGAUGCCAUCAAAACGCGUCCUUCGCUUUGGGCGGGACGCCAGCGUAGUGAAAAGGGGCAGGGCCAGAGUCGAACCUCGGCCGUUUGGAAGGAGGCGGCCAUAGAGAUGGGACUAACCCCGACUCUUAUGCAGACUCGCUGGUCGAUCAUCAAGCAGCGGUAUGUGGAUGAGCUGCAAAAGGAGCGCCACGCCCAGUAUUCUAACCAGGGAUUCCGUUCCACAUGGGAGCACUUUGAGCGAAUGUCCUUCAUGCGAGAGAUCCUGCUAAAGAAGGUGGACGAGCGGGAGCAGACUCGCGAACAGAUCCAGGAGAUCGUCAGCGAACAGCAGCACCACCAGCAGCCGCAACACCACCCGUCACAGCACUUGCACCACUACCGUCCACCACCGCCCCCUUCAGGGCUGGUGGAGCACGCCCAGGACAUGCCCAUCGGAUUGGUGCAGCAUCACCACGAAGGACACCAGCCUCCGCUGGCCAUGCACCACCCCCACCCCCACAAUCCACAGGCCAUUCGCCGGCGGGUCAAGCACGAGUCUGAUCUCGAGUGGGAUCCCUUUGAGAUGAUCCUUCACGUCCACGGCGCAGGCGAGCCAGCUGCCAACUGAAGACUGAGAAAUUGAAAACAGCCACCCCCUGGUUUGUGGCUCGAUGAUAUGGGAAGGCCAUAUCGCUGGCGCCAGACUCGAUCCGAAAAUGGAGAGUCCACACAGAGGUGUUUGGAUUAAGACAAGGCCAAGAUUGGGGCACGUGCCUAGACUCUCAUCAUGCCAAGGCCUUCGGAUGAGCCAACUCAUUUGGGAAACGAAAUGGCAUUAAAUACAAGUAUAAUUACAACGCGUUCUUAUUUAUAG